AUGUUUUCAUUUAAUACUGCCCCCAACGCCGCCCGAGGAGCGGCUUUCUCCCAAUACACAGAGCAAGAUACUCUCAAAAACCUGUUUAGUGCUAUUGUUCCUAAUUUGAGGGAGAUCCCUUGUUGGUACCUCGAACCUAAUGAGCCAAGGGUACUAAACAAACUCCCAGGAGUACGAAAGUUAACUAUCCUUAAUAUUGGGUGGCAUGUCCCGAUUUUCCCGACAGUUCUUGUUGAGACGGAAAGGAAGUUCCGGGUCACCACGGAUGGUCCUGCCAUUGACCGAUUUGUCCUACGGAUCGCAAAAUAUGACUUCGAAAGUCUCCUUCCGAACCAAGUUACGAAUGAUGUUGCAUUCAGACGUUUCGUAGCCCAAAGGCUCCCCCAUAUCCCUGUUCCUCGUGUGUAUUGUUACAACGCCACGGACAAGAGUGAGACUUCUUGGGUUGUCGAGGAGUACAUCGAUGCCAAACCUUUGUUAUACGAGUGGAUGAAUCUUAGUCAAGCUCAGAAGGAGAGUAUGUCCGAAACUAUCGCCAAUAUUGUUGUUGACUUUGCAGAAGUUCAGUUCGACAAGAUCGGUGGUUUAAACCCUACGGACUUAUCCUCUGCGCCCAAUGUAGAGUAUAACAAGAUCUUCGAAGGCCGCAGGGAGUUCCACGAUAGGGGAUGCUACAACAUUGGUCCGUAUAAUUCGAUGAAGGAAUACAUUCUUGCCUGCUACGACCGCGAAAUUUACUACUACACCCACGAUACUGAUGAAGACAUUGCCGUGCGUAACGGAGCUUUCGCAGACCAGCAAGACGAUGAAGAGUACGAACCCAAGCAGGAUCCAUUCGGAUUUUAUAGAUUGACGGUCCCGGAACUUGUCGAACGUCUUCAUCAUGACCGUGCCAAUUUUAUGAAGAGUGAGGUGGAAGAGGAACCGCUUGUUCUCGUCCAUCCUGGUCUUAGUGGAUGCAAUAUACUGGUACGAUAUGGGAAGAUCGCGGGUAUCCUGCACUGGGAAACUGCUGGCUCGUACCCGUUAAGCCUGACAUUUGAGCGUGGACCGAUCAGGGUUGCAUACAACCUGACGCGAGAUGGACCUUCGGAGAACGAAAUCUGGAGUCGCAGGGUUGGGCAGCGUGUCAGAGAGCAGGCAGCGAAGAGAGGCUGGGAUCAGGACAGAAUUGAUACUUUGAUGGGUGAAAGAAAGAUUUUCGAGUUGGGCUUAGCCAGAAGUUCGUGUCGACUUGUCAUGAAGAACUAG
Molecule: messenger RNA, 1251 nt
Organism: Hypoxylon trugodes
Lineage: Eukaryota; Fungi; Ascomycota; Sordariomycetes; Xylariales; Hypoxylaceae
Product: kinase-like domain-containing protein
Exons: 2
Coding region: 1-1251 (416 amino acids)
Source: RefSeq, a predicted model, not a curated record